AUGGGAAGAGAUGAGCGGCAGCUGGGCCUCCAGCUGUGCAUCACUGCUCUGCUGCUCUUUGGUGGAGGAAGAGGGAGAGAGCUCCCUGGCAGCCUGAGCUGCCUGAAUAACUACGUGACUACUGUGAACUGCAUGUGGGCAACGGAGGAGCGCGUGGGCGAUGGACCUUUCCACUUGCAUUUCACCAACCUCUGGUCAAAGGGCCACAACGCCAGCUGCAAACUGACUGCCAGAGAGAGCACACAGAAUGAGUACCACUGCACAAUCCAUUUAGCCAGCCAAAUCUUGGAAACAGAUGGUUAUAGAGUCUCCCUCCAAGGCAACUUCUUUGGACAUAAUCACACGUACAUUACCUUUCCAGAGUACAAUCCCCGCAAGCACAUAAAACUUGAUCCACCUUUGAACAUCCAGAGCAACGUCACCGCCAGCAAGUGUCAGAUAUGGUGGAGUGUGCCUUGGUAUCUCGUUGAAAUUCUUCAAUAUGAGUUGCAGUAUAAGGAGUACAGCAUGUCCUGGGAGAUCGCAUUGAACAAGACACCACCCAGUUCACUGCCACAGAUAGAAAUUGAAGCCACAGAGCUUCGCAGUGGCGUUGCUUACAUUGCACGAGUUCGCUGCAAAGUUUCUGAAAAUGAGGAUUCGUACCAUAGUCAGUGGAGUGAGUGGAGCCAGACAACAGUGUUUCAAAGAGCAGGUGUACCAGAACUGCCUGAAAAGAUCCUAAAUACCAGAACUAUCCAGUUCUUGUUCAUUCCUCUGAGUUUUGGCACACUACUCUAUUUAUUUUGGAAUUGCAGGCUUUCUUCAAGGGCAAAAAGUCUCUCCUGCUUUAACAUUCCCACGCCAGCUGCUUUCUUUCAGCCACUCUAUAAUUUGCACGAUGGGAAUUUUAAGGACUGGGUUGGACCUAAUGAGACAUGUAGCCACCUCAGAAGAGAAGAGGCCAGCAAAUCGAACAAAGUGACUGCAGAUGGAGUUUCUGAUCCAAACACCCAAGAACUGAUUUCCCAGAUCUCCUUGAAACCUAUGGAAAGCACAAAUCUGGAUGCUGCAGAAGAAAACUUUGUAUUUGCCUCAGGUCCAAGCCAGCAGUAUGUCCCCAGCAGGUAUGUAAGAGCAGAAGAGAUAGAAGUGAGGCUCGGACUAUUGCUUGCACAAAACCAUGCUGAUGAUGGACUAUUGCUUGCACAAAACCAUGCUGAUGAUACAGUUGGCCUGAAAAUCUCUGAAAUAAUUAAAGCCAACCUUGAGAGCCCUAGCACGGGAAGGGAUUAUCCCUCUCACUCACAGCAUGGAAAGGGUGACUUCCUUAUGCUUCAGGAACCUUUAGAGAUAGCAAACGUGUCCUUCAACAGUGGUGACUAUUGUACCUUGUGUGACAAUGAUACCACAGGAGGUUUGAUUCCUGCUGAACUGCUGAAGCUCUCCAACGGUAAUAGUCUUGUCAAACAUCAAAAUGAUCAGAGUGACCUUCCCUGA
Messenger RNA from Gavia stellata (red-throated loon), 1479 nucleotides. Its product is annotated as interleukin-9 receptor-like. The record is from RefSeq and is a predicted model, not a curated record. Gene Ontology annotation, cellular component: membrane; external side of plasma membrane. Gene Ontology annotation, molecular function: protein binding; cytokine receptor activity. Bases 1 to 1479 code for a protein of 492 amino acids. The transcript is spliced from 8 exons. Lineage: Eukaryota; Metazoa; Chordata; Aves; Gaviiformes; Gaviidae. Gene Ontology annotation, biological process: cytokine-mediated signaling pathway; immunoglobulin mediated immune response.